This is a messenger RNA of Pipistrellus kuhlii (Kuhl's pipistrelle), 2386 nucleotides long. RefSeq names its product zinc finger protein OZF-like. The record is from RefSeq and is a predicted model, not a curated record. NCBI's taxonomy places the organism in Eukaryota, Metazoa, Chordata, Mammalia, Chiroptera, Vespertilionidae. Gene Ontology annotation, biological process: regulation of DNA-templated transcription.
CUCACGGCUCAGGCUGAGGAGGCGGUGAAGGCCGCGUGCUGGCGGGGCGGGAACAUGAACUUUGCGGACGUGGCCAUUGUCUUCUCUCUGGAGGAGUGGGAGCUCCUGGAUGAGGCUCAGAGACUCCUGUACUGCGAUGUGAUGAUGGAAGUGUUUGCACUGGUCUCAUCUGUCGGUUGUUGGCAUAAAACGGAUGAUGAGGAGGCCUGUUUUGAGCAGAGUGUAUCUGUACAAGGGGAGUCUCGGGUCAGGGCUUAUAAGACAGCUCCAGCAACCCAGAGGACCCAUCUCUGUGGAAGAUGUUUCUCUGUGUUUAAAGAUAUUCUUCACCUGACUGAGUCACAAGCAGUGGACUUUCAGCAGAAAUGCUUCUUCAGUGACGCAUGUGUGAGAGACUUCUGUUUCAGUGCAAAGCCUCACCAGCCACAGAGGGAAGCCAGUGGAGAGAAGCCCUGGACAGAAGCUGUGGACAGGGCCUCGUUUGUGACCAACUUAAGCUUCUUCUUAUCAGGGCUGCCUUCAACCAGUAGGGGGGUUGGGGAAGACUUCCCAGCCAUCUCAGACCUUCUCCAGCACCAGGCCCCUCUCAACACUGAGGAACCACACAGUCAUAGUGAGAUUUCAGAGGAAUUUCCUGAUAGAAAAAGGCAUCAUCAAUGGGAUGAAUGUGAAAAAGCUGCCUGCCACAACCAGCACCUCCUUCAACAUCAGAGUGUCUACUCUGGAGAAGUCAAUUAUAAAUGCAGUAUAUGUGGGAAAGUGCUUUCAUGUAUCUUUAACCUCAAUAGACAUAGGAGAGGCCACACUGGAGAAAAAUCCUAUGAGUGUACUGAUUGUGGGAAACUUUUCAUUCAAAUGUCUUCCCUCACUAAACACCACAGAGUUCACACUGGAGAAAAGCCUUACAAAUGCAGUGAAUGUGGAAAAUCCUUUAGGCGCAAAAAUGACCUCUUUAUCCAUAAGAGAGUUCACACUGGAGAAAAGCCUUACCAAUGCAGUGAAUGUGGAAAAUCAUUUAGUCAGAGUUCUCACCUCUUAUGCCACCAGAGAGUUCACACUGGGGAAAAGCCAUAUCAAUGUAGUGCUUGUGGGAUGUCCUUCAGUCAGUACUGUAACCUCAGUAGACACUGCAAAAUUCACACUGGAGAAAAACCUUUCGAGUGCAGUGAAUGUGGGAAGUCCUUCCAUCGUAGGUCUUCCCUCACUAAACACAGCAAGGAUCACACUGGACAAAAACCAUACAAGUGUAGUGAAUGCUGUAAAUCUUUUAAGGAAACUACACACCUCCUUAUGCACAAGAGAGUUCACACUGGAGAAAAGCUGCAUCGAUGUAGUGAUUGUGGGAAGUGCUUCAGUCAUAGCACUAGCUUCAUUCAACACCUCAGAGUUCACACAGGUGAAAAACCUUAUGAGUGUAGUGAUUGUGGGAAGUGCUUCAGUCAAAGCUGUAGCCUCAUUCAACACCUGAGAGUUCACACUGGUGAAAAACCUUAUGAGUGUAGUGAUUGUGGGAAGUGUUUCAGACAAAGCUCUAACCUCAUUCACCACCUCAGAGUUCACAGUGGUGAAAGACUGUAAGAGUGUAGUGAUUAUCAGAAAUUAAUUGGGGAAAUUAUUACUCUCACAGAGCACCAGAGACUUUACAUUGGAGAAGAGCUUUAAAUGUGCAGAGAAUGUUUUACUUUCUCAGAAGAACAACACCAAAGGAGAAGCUUUUACCCCAUUUACCAGAAUGCAAACCCCUUCAUCAGAAUAUACACUCUUCUAGAUGCCUCCUAAGUUUCAGGUAUAAAUGACACUUUCAAAAACUGCAUUGCACUUUCUAACCUACUCAGGCCUACAACCUGAUUGAUAUCACACAAAUAUUUGUGUGGAAGCUCUUUCACCCCUACCACCUGGCUCCCUUGAAGAGUGUGCAUCCAUCACAACCCCUGCAUGCUCUGGGUUGGGCUUGAGAAAAUUGGUUGAGCUCCUGGGUGAAUUUUUAUUCCUUUAUUUCUGACCAGAGAAUUGACAUGACCUAGGUUUCGUCCACAGCACCCAUCCUCAGCUAAGUGCUACACCUUUUGAAGUUAUUGUGGGUCUCGCAUUAGGCUGUGAUGAAGUGUUUCAGGUUCCAAUUCAGGAGCCUGCAAACCUCUUGCUGUCCAUUGCUCUGGUUUAUGAUCUUUAUGUAAAGGAGUUUUUUUUCUUGUGUACCUUUAAUAUUGUUGGUCUAUUAAUUCCCUGAGAUGUUUGACAGGAAAGUUGUGUUCUGUCAGCAUGGACAGGUGAACAAUAUAGUCGGGUCCCAAACUUUCUGUGCUUUGGAAGGCACAGCUUCAUGGCAGAAAACCACUGUUUGUUCAAUAUUGGCUGAUUUUGAAUUGCUGACCAAGGCUUUCAA